This is a messenger RNA of Malassezia vespertilionis, 5508 nucleotides long. RefSeq lists its product as uncharacterized. The record is from RefSeq and is a predicted model, not a curated record. Gene Ontology annotation, cellular component: nuclear pore; nuclear pore inner ring. The transcript has a single exon. Gene Ontology annotation, molecular function: structural constituent of nuclear pore. Gene Ontology annotation, biological process: nuclear pore organization. The coding region runs from base 1 to 5508 and encodes 1835 amino acids. NCBI's taxonomy places the organism in Eukaryota, Fungi, Basidiomycota, Malasseziomycetes, Malasseziales, Malasseziaceae.
AUGGCGGGAGCAGAACCGGACGUGUUCCGCGCGGAGCAUUUCGAGUCUCUGUUCGGCCUGAUCCAUACCGUUGCGGGCGCUGCGCCGCACACAACGGCGGGCUUCGGCGAUUGGUACAUCCAUGUCGAGCGGAACCGCGAGGCGUUGGCUUGUCUCGGCCGCGUGCCGCCCAGAAGCGAGGCGGAGCGCCGCGAGAUCCGCGGCGGCGCCAUCACCCUGCACGGCACAUCCCAGGCGCUAAAUGCCGAUUUCGUCGCGCAGACCUUGCGUGUCUCGGACGCACUGGACAUCUCGGAGCGCUACGCCGCGUCGCUCCUCCAGGAAGCGAUCCUUGCAAGCAAGCGAUGGGCGCGCGCGCCCGUCGACGUUGCCAUCCUGCUCUUUUACCGCGAGAAGCUAGCUCUGCUUGCAUGCGUAAAAGCGCUUGCGUACCAUGCGUACACGCUGUGCCUCAGCCCCGAUACCGAGGCCCAGCGGAUCGGGAUCCGGAUGGGCCGCCUCUUGGACACGAUCGUGCGCGCGCGUGCGGCCCAGCGAUUUUUGCCGCGCGUCCUGGAGACGCUUGAUGCACUGCGCGGCGUGCGCGAUGGCGUGCGCGCCGCGCUCCAGAGCCCGCCAGGCGCCCACAAACUCAGCGACGAGAUCCAGCUGGAGCGCCUUGUGUGGAUCGAGCAGGGCGAGCAGGAGCUGGGGCACAUUGUCUACUUGCUCUCUAUAUCGCGCCGCUUUGCUCCUGCCGACAUCGAAGCGCUGCUUGGCGCUUUGCGCACGCUCGAAAUACACCACGCGCACAGCGCACUGCCUCUCUACCUCGCCACCGCAGCGCUCGCCGCGCUCGAUCCGACGCCGGACGCGGCCGCCGCACACCUUGCGCGCCACGCCACUGCGCCGCUGCACACCACCGACGUCCUCCAGCGCGACGCGCCGUUCCUCCGUGCGCUCCAAGCGCACUUUGCUGCGCCCUGGGCGACGCCCGGCCUCCACAGCCUUCUCCAGCUGCAGUACGCCCUCUUCCUCCAGGACGCGGGCGAUGCGAGCGAGCAGGUCCAGCACAUGGCCACAGCGGCGCUUGCGCCGCCCAAGUGCGACGGCGACGCUGUGCCGAGCGCCGCGCUCCUCUUUGCGCUCCUCUGCAUGCUCGCGUUCCGCGACGCAAGUAGCGACGGCCUUUUGCGCACCCUCUCAGGCGUCGACGCCGAGUUUCAGGCGUACAUACUCCAGCAAAUGGAGCACCUCCUCCUCCGCCUCUGCACGCACAACCUUGCGCUCCUGCGCAAGCUGCAGCGUGCCGAGGAAGACGCCGCGUUCGCCGCACUCCGCGGCGCGCGGCCUGGCGUUGCGCCGCCCGCGCGCCGCUACGAUAUCGAGGCGCUCUUUGACCUCGUUGCACGCACCUGCGAGGGCCGCGCCGAGUCGGGGCUUGCAUUUCUCCUCGGCGCCGACCGCCGCUUUUCGCGCUUUUGCCUGUGGGCCGUCGAUAUGCGCGAGCCGGGGCAGCAGCGUGCGCUGCUCUCGAUGCUCGCCGCGCUUGCAUGCGGCGAGCAGUGCGCGGGGCACGUCCAUGCGCUCCUCGAGUCUGAGCCGCAUCACGCGGGCGAGCGCCGACUCGCUACCUGGCCGCAUCUCUUUGACUGGCUCCAGCACUACAUCGAUACAUUCCGCAUGCGCAGCGGCACGAUGCCGCCCGAAGAAAUGGUGCUCCUGCGCACCUUUCUCCACGUCCUCCGCGCUGUCGUGCGCUCGAGUACCGCGGCGCGCGACUCGCUCUACCUCUGCGCACAGUACGCGCCGCUGCAGCGCCUCUUUGCGCUCUAUACGUGCGCCGUGCCCGUCGACCUCAAGGCCGCGCUCCUCGACGCGCUCGCCGCAUUCGCCGCCAACGCCUCGCCCAAGAUCCUCGCGGAGCUCUGGCAGCGCCUCGAGCAAACCGGCGUCGUGCACCAGAAACACAACACGUCGCCGGCCGUGUACGAGCUGGAGCAUGUCGAGUCCGCGUACUACCGCUACCCCGGCACCACCGCGCUCGUGCGCUUUCUGCGCGCCGUGCUCCCGCCGGCGGUGGCCGGCGCCGCACACACCGUUUCUCCGCAGGCGCUCGCGGCGGCGCCGGCGCCGCCACCGCCGGCGCAGAGCACCGCGCCGUACGUGGCCUUUGUGGUGGAGCACGUUUUCCUCAAAGCCGCCACGCGCGUCUAUGCACAUCCUGCAGAGCGCUGGCAGGUCUCCGCGGCGUGCCUCGACUUUAUGGAGCACUGUCUCGCGACGUUUCCCGUCGCGCGCCUCGUCGACGACGCCUCGCGCGAAACGCUUGCGGCGCUGGCGCGCCACCCCGGCUUUGCCGUUUUGCGCCGGCUGCUCGGCUCCAAAGCGCUCCUCGAGGAGCUCUUCUUCUUCCUGCACCCCGACCCCAACAGCGCUGGGUUUGACGCGGUGAAUGCCGACCGCGCCCAGUCGCCCUUUUUCUCGCACGCCGUCGCCACGACGCUCCGCAUUUUGCUGCACGUCUUUUCCAACCAGCACGUCUUCCUCCACGUCCUCUGCCCCGCCCUCGGCGACGCCGCAAGCGCCGCGGCGUGUGAAGCGCUCGACGUGCACCUCCUGCACUCACCCACGAUCGUCGUCCAGCUGGCCCUGUACGUCAACUGCACCGACGAGCAGAUCGCUUUGCUUGCCGUGCGCGCGCUGCACGCCCUCGCACAGAGCCCCACGUUCCAAGCCGCGGACCACUUUGGGCCGCUGCGCCACCGCCAAACGAUGAACCGCCUCGCGGGCAUCCUCGAUAUGAGCGGCGAGACGGAGCGCGUGCGUGCUGGGCUCCUUGCGUGGCUCGUCGCGCCCACGCCCGACCCUGCGCUUGGCGCCGCGCCCGACGAGAUGGGCGAGCCGGAUACCUUGCUCCCGACCGAGACCAUCGCACACCUGCAGCUCGCCAUCCUCGCCUUUUUGCUGCACGGCGCACAGGCGCGCGCGCCGAACCUUGUGCACUAUUUGCUUGGCUACCGCGACGCGUCGAUUGUGGACGCACACGCCGAGAUGCUCUAUACCAUCGUCUCCAUCCUCGAGCCCCAGCGCGAGUCGCCGCCGCUCUGCGCGCGCUUCCCGGCGCUCGCGGAAAAGUGCUUUGCGCUCGUGAGCAGUUUGUGCACGCACGCGUAUACGAGCUCUGCCACGCUGCGCUUCCUCCGCACGCGCGCAUUCCUUCUCCAGCAUCUCCGCACCGUUCCCACACGUCCGUCGGCGGCGCGCGCGCGCACCACGGGCCACGUCACGUACGCCGACGGCGCGCUCGUCGCCACCACGCCCGCUGCGUUCCUCGCUCUUUUGCGCACCCACGCGCACAUACUCACGCUCGUCGCCCUCGAGCUGCACACCCUCGCGCUCCAAUCGCAAAUCGCGCGCGCGCGCGCCCUCGUCGACGCAUUGCUUGGCGUGGGCGAGCCCGCGCGCCUUUUUUUACUGCUGCACGACGGCGCAUGGCACGACGACCGCGAGCUGCUCACCGCCCAAGAAACGCACGCAGAGCGCGGCGCGCUCGAGGCGGCGUCGGUCGAGGACGGCACGCGUGUGUAUGACCUGCGUGCCCUCGCCCAGAACCUUGUGCAGCGGCGCGGCGAGGAGCACAAUGCCUGGCUCGAGCACGCCACGCGUGUGCUGCAGUGGGCCGCCGCGCAGAACACGCAUCGCGAGCUUGGCGAUGCGAAGCACUCGCUGCUGGUGGCGUGGCGCCAAGCCAUGGACAUGGCGCUCCUGCAUGCACUGCCCAUGCUGCCGCCGCCGCGCCGCGCCGAGACGCUCCUGGACACGCUCCAUGCGCUGCUUCCGCUGCUGCACAGCGCGGACGCGCAAACACAGGCGCUCGCCGCGAGCGGCAUGCUUGCGCCGCUGCGUGCCCUGCGCAGCGGCGACAUGGACGCCCCUGAGCGGCUCCUUGCAGUGCUGCGCGCCAUGCUCGACGCCAUGCUCGACGGCACACAGUGCAUGCGCAUGGACCUGUACCUCGGCCUUGUCGCGUUCCUUGAAUUUGCGCGCGACGCGCUCGCCGAGCGUGCGCACGACCUGCUCAGCACCUGUGCCGAGCAGCUCGUCGUGCUGCUCGCACGCGAUGCGCUCGACGGCUCGCGUGUUGCGCAGACCGUGGCGCUGACUGCGCUUGCGCGGCUCUUGCGCGUGAACAGUGCCGAGCGCCUCGGUGUUGUGGAUACCAUUGUGCGCCACGGCUAUCUGCGCACGCUUGUGCUCCAGCUGCAGGCGCUCGACGCGCCGCUCCAAGAAACGCUGAGCGCCGACCCCAGCUCGCUCAACGCGCAGUAUGUUUACGAGGCGCUCCUCGCGCUUUUUUCUUGCAUUGCGCAGUCGCGCAGCGGCGCACAGCAGCUCGUCGAUGCACAGCUGUUGCACGUCCUCGCGCGCGUCGCGUUUCCCUCGCAGCGCCCCGAGGCGCAGCCCGUCCAGGAUCUGGAUGCGUUCCUUCCCCAGGUCGCGGAGCGCUACGCGGCGCUCCUCACGCCGCUCCUGCAGCUCCUGGUCGCCGUUCUGCUUCAUGUGCACGUCCCGGGCAAGCUCGGCGCCGCUGCACAGCAGACCACGGCGCUCCUGCACGCACACCAGGACGCAUUCCUCGCGACGCUCCGCGCCGCUGCGCAUCCGCACGCCGGCGUGGCCGACGCGGAGCAAGCGGCGCUCCUCGUGCUGCUCCUCGUCGCGGUCUUUGGCGACGGCGUAGCUGCGUUCCAAAGCGCCGUCCUGGCGCUCGGCGCUGCGUACCUCGGCGCGCCGCGCGCUUGGCUUGCGCCGCAGACAGCCGCCGAGCGCGACGAGGCGCUUGUGAUGCUGCCCGCCGCGGGCGGCCUUGUCCAGUGGGACGCAGAGGGCCAAGCGCGUCUUUCCCUUUUUGUUUUGCACGCGCAGCGCGCGCAUGCGCGCGUGCUGCGUGCCGUGGCGUCCUACCUGGAGCGCGCGAGCCAGGCUGCUCCGGUGCUUGCGCCGACGCUCCAUGCGCGUACGCACGCCAGGGCUGCCGCGCCCGCGCUCGGCGUGCUUGUUGCUGCGCUGCGCGAGCAGCUGCGUGCGCUCGAGACCACGUUCAAGAGUUUGGAUAGAGUGCAUCUUGUGCUCCGCGAUCCAGACGCGGUGCGCAUGGAGGAGUGGAGCGAAAUGGCGCGCGACGGCCUGGGCGUGGAGGAGGGCGUGGAGCGCGCUGGGACGCUUGAAGCGCUUGGCGCGUGUGCGACGCAGCUCCAUGCUGAUGCCUCGACGCUGCUGGAUGUGGUCGAGCUGCUUACCGUGCUGCUUGUGCGCCAUUUCCGCCUCUUUGUCGAGGCGCCGGGGAAGGGAGAGGAAGGGGGUUUGGAUCCCGGCGCGCUGCGCUCCGCGGGAGCACCGCUGCUGGGGCCUGUGCUCGAGGCGCUGGAACUUUUCCACGUGCCCUCCUUUUUUCCAGACGCACAGGAGCACUUGGCGUUUCUGCAGAUGAUGGCGCGCAUGUUGUCUGCAUUGCUUGUGGAGUAG